Messenger RNA from Ailuropoda melanoleuca (giant panda), 1985 nucleotides. RefSeq names its product fibroblast growth factor 22 (gene FGF22). Gene Ontology annotation, molecular function: growth factor activity. The record is from RefSeq and is a predicted model, not a curated record. Bases 31 to 543 code for a protein of 170 amino acids. The transcript has 3 exons. NCBI's taxonomy places the organism in Eukaryota, Metazoa, Chordata, Mammalia, Carnivora, Ursidae.
AAGAGCGGCCGGCGAGCCGGGCGCGGGGCCAUGCGCGGCCGCCUGUGGCUGGGCCUGGCGUGGCUGCUGCUGGCACGGCCGCCCGGCGCCGCGGGGACCCCGGGCAGUCCGCGGAGACCGCGCAGCUACCCACACCUAGAGGGCGACGUGCGCUGGCGGCGCCUCUUCUCCUCCACCCACUUCUUCCUGCGCGUGGACCCCAGCGGCCGCGUGCAGGGCACCCGCUGGCGCCACGGCGCCGACAGCAUCAUUGAGAUCCGCUCCAUCCGCGUGGGCGUUGUGGCCCUCAAGGCUGUGCACACCGGCUUCUAUGUGGCCAUGAACCGCAGGGGCCACCUCUACGGGUCGCGGGUCUACACUGCCCACUGCAGGUUCCAGGAGCGCAUCGAGGAGAACGGCUACAACACCUACGCCUCGCUCCGCUGGCGUCACCGUGGUCGGCCCAUGUUCCUGGCGCUGGAUGGGCAGGGGGCCCCGCGGCGUGGUGGCCGGACACAGCGGCACCACCUGUCCACCCACUUCCUGCCUGUCCUGGUCUCCUGAGGUCCCUACGUCCGCAGGAUGCCUGAGCUGCAUGGCCAGGGGCCGGGGGCCGGCGAGGCCCAGGCCGUGGCCGAGCUCGUCUGGUCACUCCUCCUCUCCCCAAGCAUUCAUGGAGUGUCUGCUGUGUGCCGGGCUGGGGGCACUGCAGGACCCCCACAGACGCGGCCUGACCCCCAGGGAGUUCCUGAGUCGGAGGGGAGGUGGACACUGAGCUGAACAGAGGCCACAGGUGUCCAGUCACAAGCUGGGCCAGCACAGAGGCCCCAGAAAGGCCCCACCCAGGCUGGACCCUGAAGGACAUGGCUGUGCGGUCACCAGAAGGGCUGGGACGCAGCCUAGGCAAAGGCUCUGAGGCGGGAGCCCACUGGGGUGUUGACGCAGGGAGGAGGUGGGAGAGGCUGGGGCAGAGCGAGGUUUGAGGGACAGGGGAGGGCGACAUGUACAUACCACAGGGUGACAGGUCCCCGUUUUUGUCCCGGGAGCUUGGAUGUGUCCCCUCACGCGGCAGAGGGGAUCUUGUCAAGGCCCCGAGAUGGGGGUGACCCUGGGCUCCCAUGGGGCCCGGCGUCCUCACGAGGUCCUCACGAGAGGGAGGCAGAGGGCAGGAGCCCCAGAGACGGGCAGACCCCGCGCUGCUGGUGGUGAGGAUGGAAGGGGGGCCGCGGGUCAGGAAGAGGCAGGAGCCGGGUCUCCCUGGGGUCCUGGAGGUGGAGGGGACACCAGCCCUCCAGUCUAUAUUUCUGAGCCCAGAACUGUCAGAAAAUCAGGGAGUAGUGGUCAUAGCGGCCGUGGAGCAAACACACAAGUGCGGGCGCACACACACGCACACAGGGUCUGAAACUGCUCGAACGGCACCCGUGGUCAGAGCUCCUCCACUCCCGUGGGUCGGGCAGGGCUGGGAGUGGGAGUGGCUGCCAUAUGCAGGCCACGGCGGCUCUGUGCCAGCAUCCUCCAGGGGCUCGGGGGCCCUGGGGCGGCCAUGCCUGCUGCCCUCCCAGCACCCGAGCCCUCACCCCCAGGCUGAGCCCCCGCAGAAGGAAAAGCGGUGGAGGGAAGAGCCUAGGCUCAAAUCCCAGUUCUACAGCCUUGGGCGAGGCGGCUCCGCUCAGGUGUCCAACCCGGGGAGAGGAGGGACAUUCCGGUGGGGAGGGUGACAGGCCCUGGGGCAGGCCGCAGGCUCCCACCCCUCCCAGCAACCACCGUCCACUUAAAAUACAGAGAAUGAAGUUGGAGAACAGGUGCCGGAGGGGGUGUGUAGACCAGAGGCUGCUGGUCCCCGGCAGCCACGCAAACACACGUGGCCGGUGGCCCCGUGGGCAGGGGCUCGGCAGACUGGGGCUUUCCGGCAGCAGCCUUCCCACUCAGGGAAGCUCUGACAUCUGGCGGGGAGUCGGGUCUGCGGCCGCAGAGCUGGCCGAGGCCUGAGAAGCAGGACCUCGCGG